AUGAAUCUGAGGGUGCGAGGCCCUCGGGGACUGGCUACCUUGCCAAGCGUGGACCCCACCACCUCCACCUCGGAGUUUCGGAACUUGCUGGAAUCCGCGACCGGCAUCCCCGCCCUCCGACAGGAGGUUCUGGCAGGCUUCCCCCCGAGGCCCCUGGACCUGACCAGCGAUGUGUCGAUCACGGUUCUGGGCAUCAAGGCGGGGGACAUGCUGACCGUGAGGGAAAGCGUCCAGGCCCUGCGGGAGCCAGCCGGCGAGGAGCAGCACACUGAGACCGCAUCAGAAGUCUCCACACUGCAUGCCAUGGAAGCGAUGGAUGAGGACGAGGCGCUGGCGCGCGCCAUUGCUGCAAGCCUGGACGAGCCAGCGGCUGCCUCCCAGGCCCCUCCUGCGCAGCCCCGCCCCGCACCCGCCGUUUCUCGGCCCGCCACCCGCAUCCACACCCUGGCAAGCGCGAGCGGGAGGGAUUCUGGCGAGGCGCACGCCGCGCCCCCACCCGGCGCCGAGGUGAUGCUGCCGGACGGCAGCUGCCUGGUGCGGCGCGUGAUCGACGCGGACAACAGCUGCCUGUUCAACGCGGUGGGGUACACCAUGGAGAGCGGGCUGCGGUACAAAGCUCCCGUCCUGCGCCAGAUGAUCGUGGAGGCGGUACUGGCCGACCCAGGGCAGUGGAGCGCCGCCGUCCUAGAAAAAGACCCUGUGGACUACUGCGCCUGGAUCGACGACCCACACCACUGGGGCGGCGCCAUCGAGUUGUCCAUCUUGUCCAAGCGGUACGGGCGCCAGAUCGCGGCCUUCGACAUCCAGACGCAGCGCCUGGACCUGUACGGCUCCGAGCACGCCGACUACACCGAGCGCGUGCUGGUGCUCUACGACGGCCUGCACUACGACGCGCUGGCGGUGUCGCCCUUCCCCGGCGCGCCCGAGGACAUGGACGCCACGGUGUUCCCUGUGGACGGCCGGCGUACGCGCGAGGUCAUGGCGGCGGCGGGGCGGCUGGUGGCGGCCGCGCACGACGCGCGCCAGUUCACCGACACCGCCGCCUUCACGCUGCGCUGCGGCGUCUGCGGUGCUGGCCUGCGUGGCGAGCGCGAGGCGGUGGGCCACGCCAAGGCCACGGGCCACGCCGACUUCUCAGAGUACUAG
Molecule: messenger RNA, 1146 nt
Organism: Auxenochlorella protothecoides
Lineage: Eukaryota; Viridiplantae; Chlorophyta; Trebouxiophyceae; Chlorellales; Chlorellaceae
Product: Ubiquitin thioesterase OTU1
Exons: 4
Coding region: 1-1146 (381 amino acids)
Biological process (GO): endoplasmic reticulum unfolded protein response; protein deubiquitination
Cellular component (GO): nucleus; cytosol
Molecular function (GO): cysteine-type deubiquitinase activity
Source: RefSeq, a predicted model, not a curated record